Molecule: messenger RNA, 1740 nt
Organism: Oenanthe melanoleuca
Lineage: Eukaryota; Metazoa; Chordata; Aves; Passeriformes; Muscicapidae
Product: scale keratin-like
Exons: 2
Coding region: 1194-1559 (121 amino acids)
Cellular component (GO): intermediate filament
Molecular function (GO): structural constituent of cytoskeleton
Source: RefSeq, a predicted model, not a curated record
ACUCUGACUGGCCACAGCCACACAACCUUGCCCACACUGCCCAGCAAUGGCUCUGUGCCCAGCAGCACCCUUAAAGCCCUGAUCCCUAAGCCCCCAGAUCUCACAAGCCCUGCCCAAGUCCCUGUGCCCAGCCUGGCUCCAUCUGUCCCGGACAAGGGGCUCCUUCCUUGCUCUCCCAAGGAGGCUGAGCUGGGCCUGGCCAUGCCAGGCUGGUGCCAGCACAUCCGCUCCCCCUGGCAUCUCUGGUGGCCAGGGAGGGCCCUGGGCAGCCCCUGGGCCAGGAGGCAGAGCCCUGCAGGACCCACCUGGCCUUGGGCUGAGCAGAGCAAGGCCGCAGCAGUGGAUGCAGCCCUGGGCCAGGACAGCGCUUUUAUGGGUGGCUGCAGAGGUGGGGCAGGAGCUGCCCAUGCUGGGUGCACGUGUGUGGGACAAGGCCCGGCCUCAGCCCUGCUGCCACAGGGCCCUUCUGCUGACUCCUGGAUUUCAUGGUCAGCCUCAAGCUGCACCAUCAGCUCCUGCAAUUAUCCAGCUGGGAUACUGCCAGUGCCACUUCGUGGGCCACAUCAGCUCCAGGAAGUGCCUGGCGUGUGCCACCGGCCGUCCCUGAAGGGCAGAGGGCAGAGCUGAACCAACACCUAAAGAAACGCACAUCCUAUGUGCCCCUGCCUGCUCAACACCACCCAGCACUGGCCAGCGCUGCAGAGCUGGACUCCAUCUGGUCCCCAAGCACUGCCAGGGAGCUCUGUGACACAGGGAACACAGGGUCCCCAUGGCAGGCUUGACAUACAAGGCUCAAGAAUCAGAAACCCUCGAAAAAGCGGAACUCUACUCAGGGAUAUUUCGUGCCCUACCGAAGGCCACGAAGCCCUCAGAUGUGCCCAUGCAGCCAAAUUCCUGGGUGCCAUCCCAGCAAUCAAGUAUCUGAUGUGGCAGGAAGGACAAGAUGGCUUGGGCAUCAGGAUGUGCUGGGGCGGGACCAGGGGGAUGCUGACUCAGGAAGGGGCAGGGGCCGCACAGCCCUGGUGUCAGCAACAGCAGCACCAGGGAGUGUCCACUGUCCAGAUUGGCCUGGAUGGAGCUGAGCAAUGCUGGGGCUGCUAUAAAAGCCCUGCCUGAGCCACACUGGGACAAGCACUCACCUGGCCACCUUCUCCUCCUCAGGGACAAGGAGCACCCUCGCAUCUCUCACCAAGAUGUCCUGCUACGACGUGUGCACCCCCAAAACCAGUGUGGCUGUGCCCCAGCCCAUCGCUGAGAGCUGCAACGAGCUGUGUGCCCGCCAGUGCCCCGACUCCUCGGCCUUGAUCCAGCCGCCCCCCGUGGUGGUCACCUUCCCCGGCCCCAUCCUCACCUCCUUCCCCCAGCAAGCCGUGGUGGGCUCCUCCGGAGCACCGGCCUUUGGCGGCUCCCUGGGGCUGGGCGGCCUCUACGGCGCCGGCGCCACCCAGGCCUCGGCUGGCCUCUGCACCUUUGGCAGAGCCUGCGCUGCUCCCGCCUACAGCCCUUGCGCCCUGCCCCGCUACAGCAAGAAGCUCUGGGACACCUGCGGGCCCUGCUAGAGCCACCACAGCCCAGCCCAAACGCGUGCGGCCGCCUCAGCCCAGCAUGGAGAAGUUGAGCUCUGCACAAGCUGCCCUGGCCUCCUGCAGCCCGUGACACCCGGCCUGUCUGGGGUUUGUUCACCAUUCCUCUCCUGGCCUCUCAUGCCCUUCCUGGUACAAUAAAAUUUCCUGCAUACAA